Molecule: messenger RNA, 759 nt
Organism: Stylonychia lemnae
Lineage: Eukaryota; Ciliophora; Spirotrichea; Sporadotrichida; Oxytrichidae
Source: the annotation of a GenBank genome assembly
AUGCAACCACAAAGGAGAGUAAUAGCAUUAUUUGACGUUGAUCAGACUCUGACUCCAGCCAGAAAGACAAUUUAGAAGGCAAUGGUUGAAGCUAUUAACAAGAUGGGAGAUCACGGUGUAGAUUUUGGCAUUGUUAGUGGUUCUGAUCUCCAUAAGAUUAAGGAGCAGGUAGGGGAGGAUCUGGUCUAAAAAGCAGAUUACACUUUCUCAGAAAAUGGGCUUUAUACUUUAAGAAAGGGUUAAUUCUUUUCUAAGAUGUCUAUUAAAGACCAACUCGGAGAGAGUAAGCUAAAAAAACUGAUCAACUUCUCGCUUAGAUACAUUGCAGAUCUUGAUAUUCCCAUUAAGAGAGGCACAUUCAUUGAAUACAGAACAGGAAUGAUUAACAUUAGUCCCAUCGGUAGAAAUUGUUCCAGAGAAGAGCGUGAUGAAUUCGAGGAAUUCGAUAAGACUGCUAAUGUGAGAAAGGCAUUUGUAGAGGCAUUGAAAUCUGAGAUGGGAACAGAUGAUUUAACUUUUUCAAUUGGAGGAUAGAUUUCAUUCGAUGUUUUCCCCAGGGGCUGGGACAAGAGCUUCUGCUUGCAAUACAUUGAGAAGGAUUAUGAUGAAAUCCAUUUCUUCGGUGACAAGUGCUAGCCAGGUGGAAACGAUCAUGAAAUUUAUGCAGAUGAGAGAACCAUUGGUCACGAGGUCUCUAAUCCAGAUGAUACUCUUAAAAUCAUUAAUGAGCUUUUCUUAGUUGGUGGUGAACUAGAGUGA